GCUGCAACCCGCGCGGGCGGCUGUUUUUGUGAAUGGGGGGUGGAAGCGGCUGAACGUAAACCGGAGGGAAUACAGUGUAACCGAGCGGACAACGGCUAUGGGUGUGGUGGGAGUACAGCUGGUGGUCAGCCUGGUGAUGGCCAGCCUCAUGCAGAGACUCACUCCACACUACUCCAUAGGGCGCUGGCUGAUCUGCAAUGGAAGCCUGCUCCGGUUCAGACAUCCAACAGAUGAUGAGCUCCGAGCAUUGAGUGGGAAACAGAAGCCAAAGAUGAAGAGAGACAGCAGGAGGCAGAAUGGCGUGACUGAACCAAAGCCAGAGACGGUGCCAAAGGACAUCAACUUGCAGCUGGACACCAAGCCCAUCACCACCAUGGAUGCCCUGGUCUUGCGCUAUUUCCUGGAGUAUCAGUGGCUGGUGGAUUUUGUCCUGUACGCUACUUUGGUUUACCUGUUCACGGAGGUUUAUUACUGCCUGGUUAGCGCGGAGACAGAAAUUAAUGUUGGAGUUCUGUGGUGCCUGCUCACGUUGGUCUUUGCAGUUAAAACGCUUGUUACCCUGAUGUCGCAUUACUUCAGGACGGAAGACGGGGGCGAGCGCUCCGUCUGCCUUACCUUCGCCUUCCUCUUCCUCGUCAUCGCGAUGUUGGUCCUCGUCAUCAGUGAGGAUUACCUGGAGUUUGGCCUCGAACCAGGCUUUGACGUCUUCUACGAGAACGUGAGCAAUUUCCUGAGGCAGCAGGGAAUCCAACUCUGGCCGUUCUCGGUCUGCAGGCUGAUAUUCAAGCUCUCUCUGGUGGGGCUCUGCUCGUUCAUAGGAGCCUUCCUGACCUUCCCCGGUCUGCGCUUGGCUCAGACACAAUUGGACGCCCUGAAGCUCACUGCGGACAGACCUCUGAUACAGUUUCUGCUACACAUCAGCUUCCUCUCUCCUGUGCUGGUGCUGCUGCUGUGGGUCAAACCGGUGGCCAGAAACUUUGUCCUCAACGCUCCGCUGGGGAAGGAGAAACUGCCGCUGUUGUCCGACUCCGGGUACAACACAGCCCGGCUGUGGGCCAUCAUGGCCGUCUGCGCCGUCCGGCUGGCAGUCACUCGCUACCACCUCCAGGCCUACCUCAACCUGGCCGACAAGUGGGUGGAUCAGUUGAAGAGGGAGACGGGCCACAUUGCCAUGAUUGACAUACAGCGCAAGGUCACCCGAGUGUUCUGCUACCUGUGUGUGGUCACCCUCCAAUACCUGGGUCCCAUUGUGCUCCUCCUACACUCCACUCUGCUGCUCAAAGUGCUGGGUGACUACUCCUGGGGAGUUUACCCGGAGACUCCAGGAAUCACUGUGGUGCCGGAAAUUGUCACCGCCGCUGGCUCUGACCCCUCGGCUGAUGAAGAGGAGGAUUACCAGGCCACCGUGUCCCACAUCACCGCCAGCCUGGGAGCCCUGCGCAAUGUGCUGACCCCCCUCUUCUAUCGCGGCCUUUUCUCCUUCCUGACCUGGUGGCUGGCAGCCUGCCAGACCAUCAUCAGCCUCUUCGGCCUUUACUUCCACCAAUACCUGAUGGCUUCGUAACCAGAGGACGAGGAGUUGGCGUUAAGCAUGUGGGGAUUAUUGGCGGGAAGGUCCUGUGCUGAGGGUGAAACACAGCCUCACGGAAACCCUCCCCUCCGCCAUCUCGGAUUUGAACAGCGUCUCAACAAAAUGACGGAUUCUCAACGCAGAUCGAACUGUG
Molecule: messenger RNA, 1724 nt
Organism: Callorhinchus milii (elephant shark)
Lineage: Eukaryota; Metazoa; Chordata; Chondrichthyes; Chimaeriformes; Callorhinchidae
Gene: tmem161a
Product: transmembrane protein 161A
Exons: 12
Coding region: 98-1564 (488 amino acids)
Source: RefSeq, a predicted model, not a curated record